UCAGUGUGCGACGGCGCCGAAGGAGCUGCUCAGCCUUUAUUGGCUUUACUUUGAUAUUCGCCCACCCCGGGUGCGGGGGUUUGAGGAGGGGGGGGAGAAAGCCGCCGGAGACGGUUUACAUGACAGAGACACGAUGACAACAAGCUUAACGCAGGCGUUAAAAACCCACUUUGGGUUCGACAGCUUCAGGUCUAAGCUACAGGAAGAUGUCGUCAAGGCAGUCACCAGGGGUGACAGGGACGUGUUCGUGUGCAUGCCCACCGGAGCGGGGAAGUCCCUCUGUUACCAGCUGCCUGCAGUCCUGGCUGAGGGCAUCACUCUGGUUAUAUCCCCGCUCAUCGCGCUCAUCCAGGACCAAGUGCAGCGCCUGCAGGACCUGAACAUCCCCGCCUGCUCCAUCAACUCCAAGCUCCCAGUGGGCGAGCGCCGUCUGAUCCUGGGCGACCUGGAGAGCAGCAGACCCAAGCUGAAGCUCCUCUACAUCACUCCAGAGAUGGUGGCCUCGGCCUCGUUCCGGCCCUGCCUGACCGGCCUGUGCUCCCGCGGCCUGCUGUCCUACCUGGCCGUGGACGAGGCUCACUGCGUCUCCCAGUGGGGCCACGAUUUCAGGCCGGAUUACCUCAAGCUGGGCGAGCUGCGUGCUCGACUUACCGGCGUCCCCUGCCUGGCCCUGACGGCGACGGCGCCCAAGAACGUACGCGAGGACAUUAUUCAGUCCCUGGGGCUGCGCCUGCCGGUGUCUUUUGUGACACCUGUUUUUCGCAGUAACUUGUACUACGAUGUGAUCUUCAUGGAGCCGCUACCAAACCCCUAUGUCCACCUCCAGGUCUUUAUCAAGAAGGCGUUGGCAAUGGGCAGUGGGUCUAAGGGACAGGGCUGUGGGAUUGUUUACUGUCGGACCAGGGAGGGCUGUGAAACAGUGGCUCACCAGCUGACCAAGCUCGGAGUCUUGGCCAAGCCUUAUCACGCAGGUCUGAAGGCAGGAGAUCGUACAGAUGUCCAGAAUGAGUGGAUGCAGGGGAAGGUGUUGGUUAUUGUAGCCACCAUCAGCUUUGGCAUGGGGGUAGACAAGGCCAAUGUCAGGUUUGUAGCUCACUGGAACCUUGCUAAGUCUUUGGCCAGUUACUACCAAGAGUCUGGGCGAGCAGGGAGAGACGGGCUGCCCUCCUCCUGUCGCACAUACUACUCCCGGAAAGACAAGGAGCAAAUCAACUUCCUCAUCCGCCAGGAGGUUGGCCGCAGACAGGCAAAACGUGGAUCUGCAAAGGAGACGGACAAAACGGCCAUCACAGACUUUGAAGCCAUGGUGUCUUACUGCCAGCAGGAAGGUUGUCGUCAUGCCAUCAUCUCCAAGUUCUUCGGGGACAAGGCGCCAAACUGUGCCGGCACCUGCGAUUUCUGCCGCAACCCUAAAGCUGUGCGAGCCCAGCUGGAGAGCGCGGCCGCACUCAGCACCAAGACCGCGGCUCAGAGCAAAGAGCCCAAAGGACCCUUCGGCUUCCAGCCGAACGUUUAUGAAGGUGGACGCAAGGGCUACGGCUUUGAGAGGUUCGAUGAAGGGGAAGACAGCAGUGGCGAAGACGACACUAUAAACAGGAAAAAGGAAUUUUCUGAUCUCUUUAAGAAGCAGAUGAACCUACGGAAGGGAACUGAUGGUCAGAGGGAUGAUUUUGCUCCCCCAGAUGCUGACUGCCAACUCAGAGAUGCCAGCAGCCAGAGGAUCCCCAGGCUUACUGUAAAGGCCAGAGAGCACUGCCUGUACCUCUUAGAAGAGGCGUUACAUGACCACCAGGGGGCAGGAGGCACCUUCAUCCUUCACCCUCUGUCCUCGGCAGUGGAUCUUGAACACGAGGUCUUCAGGAGCAGCAAGUCGUCCAACUUGUACAAAGCUGCGGUGCUAAAGAAGGUGGCAGAGAUGAAGAAAGCAGCAUCUCCCUCAACUGGAGGAGAAACGGCAAAAGGCGACAUGACUAACGGCAGCAGUGAAUCAACACUCAAAGGGGAAGCAGCAUCCACCUCCUCCUCCUCGUUGUCCUUUUCUGAGGAGCUGCAGGGGUUCACAUCUGCAUCAGAAGUCUACUCACUGAAGCGUAAGAGGGUGGGAGCAGGUCUGAGGGGCUCAUCCAACCCCUUCAAGACUGCCAAGGAUCUGCUGGAGUCCUCCACGUCAGACGCUGCCUGUGACAAACAGUCGGAGGGUGGUGGGUUUUACAACCACGGCUCAGGUGGCUCUCGAGAAUCGUCUGUCCAGGAGAGAACCAAAGAGAUUGACGCAGACAUGUUUCCGGCUGUAGCAUCGCCCAUCAGAGCCAGAGCGAAUGCAGUCGCUGCCUCCACGAACAGCCCGACAAAGGCCACGAGCAAGAAGCAGCAGAAGCUGGUGGAGGCAGCAAAGAGUUCCCGCAACAUUUCCCAGUACUUUGCAAAGAAACAAACAGCGGACAAAAGCCAAGUGGAGCCACUGAAGCAGAAGGGACUUGAUGCUACGCUCACCACCACCCCGAUCCAGCAUGAAAACACCAGUCAGCCGGAACACUCACCUUUUGUAGCAAUAGAGAGCAGUGCUGAGGAACCAGAGACUCAGGGUGUGAUGCGAGAAGACCGUAAAAAGGAAGUGAUUGUGAUAACUGAUGAUGACGAGGAGGAAACGCAUCAAACUGAGACGUCGGAGCUGAAGCAGGCUCAAGACGCAUCUAACGAGGAUCAGAGACCAAACAAACCAGGGGAAGUAGCUAAACCAGCUCUGAUACAAGAGUUUGCAGAUGACCUGAAAGCCAACAGCGGGUCGUCUCCUCCAGCGAAGCGCAGCCGGCCCGCAGACGGCAGCAGCAGAAGAGUGACCUUCAACCCCAACGUGCAGGAGAGGGCCCUGCAGCCGGUCAACGAGCCGCCGAAGCCGGUGACGCUGAAGGAGGCGGCCGAUAUUGUAGUCCGCUAUCUGGACCCUUUCUACACUCAGGGGAAGUUUGCCACAAAGGAGCUGUUCAAGUCCUUUGCUCGCUACUUGUCUCACCUUCUUGCAGAAGGAAGGAGUCGGGGAAAAGGCCAUGUCAAAGCAGAAGCCAAAGCUCUCAUCAAGAAGUUCUUCAGCAGCGUGCAGCGCUGCGAGAGCGAGGCGGACUGGAAGCAGCUCAAAAGACCGCACAGCUGUAAAGCCACAGAGAACAAAGAAUGAUGGGAAACUUAGCCAUUUUUUUAGGGGCCGACCCUCUUCCUCUUUGUCAGUGCCUCUUGUUUCAGUGACGUCGGGCUCUGUUGCGGACCCCUGCUGACCAGGUUUUGCGGUUGAUUUGCUGCUAGAGUGCUGCUUUUUUUCCUUUUCUUCUGGGGCUGGUUGCUGCUACAGUGCUUCAUGUCAGUAAUCAAGCAAUAAAAAAAUGGGACUUUCACAGCCUGAGAGAGCAGAAGUAGCACUUUCUGAUAACUGGCAUUAGAAAGUUUUCUUUUACGCCUCGGUCCGUUAACUUCAUUUCAGUACAAUAAGGGAAUAGAGCGCAUGUGGUACUGCACCCCUCUUUUUUUUCCACCUGCACUUUUACCUGCAGUAAAGCAUGAUCCACGUCUCUGCGUGUUGAUUUUCAUCCUGAGCAGAAAAUUAACCGCUGGGGACCCUGAAUGUCUGAACCUUAUUUCUUGGCAAUCCAUCAAAUAACUGCUGAGAUAUUUCAGUCUGGAAGAAAAGAAGAGGAGCGAGGGGGGGAGCUGAUCCACCGUCAUUACUUAAAAGUGCAUUGUGGAAAUGGUUGCCAGUGAUGUGAAGUCUACAUAAAGCAUACAAAAACACUGGAACAACGUUUUAGCGUGGGAGCAUAAACCACGUGGUCCUGUGUUGUGUCGGGGCCUUUUUACUUUUUACUGCUGCCACAUCUUUUGUCUUUGGCUGCUGGACCGCAGAACAGGGCGCAGAGGAAAUGGACAUAAAUGACAGACGCUGGAUGAUAUUAAACUGUCAUGUCUGUAUUUUCUUUUACUUAUGAUUUUUUUUUUUCUCCUUAGGUUGCCUCUAGCAGAUAGAAGAAAUUGUGCUGAAGGAUUGUUCUUUUUUUUUUAACCAACUUUGCGCCCAAUGAGGGAGAUGUUCCUUAUGUUAGUGCCUGUGAGGACUGUGAGAGGCCACAGUUUGUCUCCACAGACUGGAGGAAAACCCAAAGAGUACUUGACACAACGGUGGACAGAGACUGUGAAGAGCCAUGGUCUAACUGCUCUUUGCUCCGAAAUGUUUACAAUAAAGUGUUUGCUGAACAUGAA
Molecule: messenger RNA, 4248 nt
Organism: Scophthalmus maximus (turbot)
Lineage: Eukaryota; Metazoa; Chordata; Actinopteri; Pleuronectiformes; Scophthalmidae
Gene: recql5
Product: RecQ helicase-like 5
Exons: 19
Coding region: 134-3175 (1013 amino acids)
Biological process (GO): double-strand break repair via homologous recombination
Cellular component (GO): chromosome; cytoplasm
Molecular function (GO): ATP binding; nucleic acid binding; four-way junction helicase activity
Source: RefSeq, a predicted model, not a curated record